UCGGUCCAAACGCCCCUCCACUGAUGAACUCGGAAACCUAACAACUGGGGAAGGAGGAGGAGGAGGAAGAGGAGGAGGAGGAGGAGGCGGAGGAAGAGAGGAGGUGGAGGAGGAGGAGGAGGAACAGGAGUACGAGGAGGAAGUGCUUGAAAUCCCUCCGAGUUUCAGCUCCAGCGGGCAGGACUUCACGGUGGAGGUGGGAGGGGACAUAACCUUCCCGUGCCAGGUGGAGAACAAAGGUGCUUUCAUGCUCAUGUUCAAACGUGUUCUGGCCAACGGAGAACAUCGGAUGCUCUUUGUGGGGGAGAUGAACCUCAAGAACUCCAAAAGGCUUACCAAGAGCGGGGACUCCUUCAUCCUUCAGGGCGUCAAACGGAGUCACGCUGGGCGGUACGUCUGUCGCAUUGAGUCCUCACCAGCCAUUGAGGUCACCCACACUCUUGACGUCCAAUACCCGGCCACGGUGCGUCGCAUGAGCCCAGCCGUGCAGCGUGUCACCCAGGGCGUCCCCGUCAGGCUGGAGUGUCAGGCGGAUGGCAACCCCCCGGCCGCCAUCAGUUGGAGCAGGCAGCAGGGGCGCCUUCCUUCAGGGGCACAAGCUGAGGAGGGCCGCAGCAUUAGCCUAGGCAAGGUGGAUCGGCAUGUGGAGGGGACCUACAUCUGCACGGCCUCAAACGGAGUAGGCGCUCCCUCAUCCGCCACCAUGAAAAUAGAUGUGGAGUACCCGCCCCAAGUCUCCACCAAGCAGGCACUCCUCCACCUAGCCGAGGGAGACGAAGCCCAGUUGGUGUGUGUGGUCCAUGGGCGGCCCACCCCUGAGGUCAGCUGGAAGAGGGAUGGCAGCCCCCUCCAGCCUGACCCCCGCCUCAGCUCCCACCACUCCCUCCACCACCACACCCUCACCAUCAGCCCCAUAGAGGAGGAGGACUUUGGGGACUAUACCUGCGUGGCCGAGAACUCGUUAGGGAAAGGGGAGAGUCGGCUUAGCUUGUCAGGCCUACCAAAGGAGCCGAGGAUGACCAGCAGUCCUGCAGGGGGCGAGGAGACGUCCUACACCCUCACCUGGGAGGUCGAGAGCACCUCCCCCAUCGUCAUGUAUCGCGUUGAGUACCGGCCGCGCCAGGGGGCCGAGAGUCCAUUCCCGAGAGAGUGGAUUCCUCGCCUCCAGACAGCGCAAGGACUAACACAACCCAGCACAGCCCCGAACAACCCACACUCCUCCUCCUCCUCCUCCUUCUCCUUCUCCUCCUCCUCUUCCUCCUCCACACUGUACCACAUGAGCCACGCGCUGAAGGAUCUAUGGCCUGCGACGGACUACGAGGCAACGGUGGCGGUGGAAAAUAAAUACGGGUGGUCGGCCAAGUCUGGGGUCUUCCACUUCAAUACGCGGAGGGAGGUGGCGGUGGGUCGGUCCGCCAGUGGGUGCGGCCGUGUCUUCCCCAGCGCGCCCUUCCUGCCCUUCACCCUAUUGCUGGUUGUGGCUGCCAUUCAUGCUGCUGUGUGCUCCUAAGGCUAAUAUAGGAUACAAAGUCAUUUCUAAACCCCGAGAAGCAAGUCAUUUCCCGAGGCCUGUGUUCUCCCAAGUCAGGCAUCCUUCUCCGUCUCAUCCUCGUCAUUCUCAUCUUCCUCACUCUCUUCCUUCUGAAAAUGAAUAGAGGAACAUAUAAAUUAAACAUGAAAAAAGCUAAGCAGGAUAAAAGAAUACCAGGAGACAGGGCAACAUGGCUUAAAUCUAAUUCUGCGUUAAUUCAUCUAUGUAUUUACAGUUUUAAUUAUCUGAAGUUGAUAUGUAUAGUGAAGACGUUAGGGGAGAGAUUGUUACUGCAAUGCGUACUUGACUAAAGGUACGUGUUGGCAGGUAACGCAAGUCUCUACUCUUUGAUGUGGGGCGUGUGCGCUUAACCCCUUGACUGCGGAUUUCCUACCAGAAGACAUCACCAAGCUACAGGAAAGGAACAAAAAGUGGCUGCUACAAUUCAAUGAAGAAAAAUGUAAAGUCCUGCACCAACACCACAUGGGAAACACUCCACUAUCCACCACAGAGGCAGAGAAAGACCUGGGAGUGUAUGUUACCAGGCUACCAGUGAAGGGAUAUCCAGCACACCAAUACCACAUGGGAAACACUCCACUAUCCACCACAGAGGCAGAGAAAGACCUGGGAGUGUAUGUUACCAGGCUACCAGUGAAGGGAUAUCCAGCACACCAAUACCACAUGGGAAACACUCCACUAUCCACCACAGAGGCAGAGAAAGACCUGGGAGUGUAUGUUACCAGGCGACCAGUGAAGGGAUAUCCAGCACACCAAUACCACAUGGGAAACACUCCACUAUCCACCACAGAGGCAGAGAAAGACCUGGGAGU
Messenger RNA from Eriocheir sinensis (Chinese mitten crab), 2361 nucleotides. RefSeq names its product protein amalgam-like. Gene Ontology annotation, cellular component: axon; neuronal cell body; plasma membrane. Gene Ontology annotation, molecular function: protein binding; axon guidance receptor activity. The transcript is spliced from 10 exons. The record is from RefSeq and is a predicted model, not a curated record. NCBI's taxonomy places the organism in Eukaryota, Metazoa, Arthropoda, Malacostraca, Decapoda, Varunidae. Gene Ontology annotation, biological process: homophilic cell-cell adhesion; synapse organization. Bases 248 to 1510 code for a protein of 420 amino acids.